Messenger RNA from Pochonia chlamydosporia 170, 195 nucleotides. RefSeq lists its product as hypothetical. The record is from RefSeq and is a predicted model, not a curated record. The transcript has a single exon. The coding region runs from base 1 to 195 and encodes 64 amino acids. Lineage: Eukaryota; Fungi; Ascomycota; Sordariomycetes; Hypocreales; Clavicipitaceae.
AUGACACCCGGGACGAUUCAGCAGAUUCCUAAACGUAAUCAGCAAAAGCAAGCCCAUCGGAGCAAUUUGUCCCAAACGCAAGAUGCUCCGAUUCAAACCCUCGGCCAAGCCUGCAACCAAAACCUCAGCGGACAACACUAUCAACCACGUUCUUCCACAAGUCGUACCAUUAAAGCUUCGCGGUGCCUUGAUUAG